UCAUUCUUCUGGCGCCAAGAACAAGGAAGUGUAGUCGGAAGAGCUGCAAGUGAGGAGACGUUUGCUGUUUUUAUUCCGAUAACUGCUUACAUUUGGCUGCGCGUUUAAACACAUGGAGACGCCGUCUUAUUUUCCCGUACCUCCCGGUGUGGGGAUGGAGGAGAAUUUUUUAUCUCUCGAUGACAUUUUGCUUUCCCAGGAGAGGCUGCCUGUUCGAACGGAGUGUGUUUUUCCACGGCUUGGAUUCCUGGAGAAGUCCAGUGACUCGCAGGACAUUCCGGAGGGUACAAAGAUGGAGAUUCCUCUGUGGCUCUCUAAGGGUCUGUAUGAGAGGAAGAGGAAGGUGCUGACUGUGGAGCUUCCUAAAGUCUACAAAGAGGGCUGGAGGACGGUGUUCUCAGCUGAUCCCAACGUGGUGGACCUGCAUAAGAUGGGGCCCUACUACUAUGGCCUGGGUUCCCAGAUGCUACAUUUUGACAGCCCCGAAAACCCAGACAUUGCAAAGACUUUGCUGCAGACGUUCAUCGGCCGCUUUAGAAGAACAAUGGACUCCUCUCAGAAUGCCUACAAUGAAGACACAUCUGCUCUGGUGGGACGGCUGGACUGCUUGGAGAAGGUUCUGUUCAGGUCCGGUCAGAACGGCCUGAACGGCUUUCAGAGCUGGGAGAAGGGUCAGGCCUCGCAGCUCACAGCCUCCAGCCUGGUCCUGAACUACCGCAAGAGGAAGCUCAUCGAUGUUCAGGCCUGACCUCGGACCCUUAGGAGCACAUUUACCUUGGACCUUCUCUAAACCCGACCCAAUGCUGUCAGGAACAGAAACACCAGCUGGAGGGAAAACCCAUUAAAACCUUUCAUGUCUCAAUGUUUUAUCUUUCUGUGUGACUAUAAAUGAAUGUUACAUAUUUUUGUUAAGAUUAAAGAGAUGUACUCAUUUUAAAAUGAGAUAAAAAAAAAUCAAGCAUAACUUAACUUGUACAGUAAAGCUCAGCUUAACUUUGGUAAGAAAAUAAUAAAAUAAAGCAGCGCACUCAUUGAUCUUCUUAA
This is a messenger RNA of Cyprinodon tularosa, 1044 nucleotides long. It is a transcript of the gene gins3, whose product is annotated as GINS complex subunit 3. The transcript has 3 exons. Gene Ontology annotation, cellular component: GINS complex. Bases 113 to 748 code for a protein of 211 amino acids. Lineage: Eukaryota; Metazoa; Chordata; Actinopteri; Cyprinodontiformes; Cyprinodontidae. The record is from RefSeq and is a predicted model, not a curated record. Gene Ontology annotation, biological process: mitotic DNA replication initiation.